This is a messenger RNA of Hypanus sabinus (Atlantic stingray), 5106 nucleotides long. RefSeq names its product solute carrier family 38 member 7 (gene slc38a7). Gene Ontology annotation, biological process: amino acid transmembrane transport. Gene Ontology annotation, molecular function: L-asparagine transmembrane transporter activity; L-glutamine transmembrane transporter activity; L-histidine transmembrane transporter activity. The record is from RefSeq and is a predicted model, not a curated record. Lineage: Eukaryota; Metazoa; Chordata; Chondrichthyes; Myliobatiformes; Dasyatidae. The coding region runs from base 2905 to 4284 and encodes 459 amino acids. The transcript is spliced from 10 exons.
UGCCCCUCCUCACCACCGACUCUACUUGGAACGAGUGCCCCUCCUCACCACCGACUCUACUUGGAACGAGUGCCCCUCCUCACCACCGACUCUACUUGGAAUGAGUGCCCCUCCUCACCACCGAUUCAACUUGGAAAGUAACCUUUCGGGAAGCCUGCACGAGGAUUCCCAAAUCUCUUUGCACCUCUGAUUUUUGUCAACAUUUAAAAAGUAGUCUGUGCUUUUAUUCCUUCUACCAAAGUGUAUGACCUUACAUUUUCCGACACUGUAUUCCAUCUGCUUUGUUUCCCAUUCUUCUAAUCUGUCUAAGUCCUUCUGCAGCUGAUCUGAUUCCUCCGCCAAUCUUCAUAUCAUCUACAAGCCUGGCCACAAAACCAUCUAUUUCAUUAUCCAAAACACAGACCCCUAUGGAAAACCACUAGUCACUGGCAGCCAAUCUAAAAAGGAUCCCUUUAUUCCCAAUUGGCUAAUGUUCUAUCUGUGCUAGUAUCUUUUCUGUAAUACCACGGGCCCUUAGCUUGUUAAGCAGCCUCAUGCGCAGCAACUUGUCAAAGGCCUUCUGAAAAUCCAAGUACACAUCUACCAACUCUCCUUUGUCUAUCCAGCUUGUUACUUCUUAAAAGAUUUCUAACAGAUUUGUCAGGCAAGAUUUCCCCUGAGGAAACCGUGCUGACUUUGGCCUAUUUUGUCAUGUGCCUCCAAGUAUCCCGAAUCCACAUCCUUAACAAUCGACUCCAACAUCUUCCCAACCUCUGAAGCCACGCUAACUGGCCCAAAAUUUCCUUUCUUGAAGAUCGGGGUGAUAUUUGCAAUUCUCUAGUCCUCCAGAACCACGCUCGAAUCUGCUGAUUCUGCACAAGCUCUUCAUGCACCCGUUUUUAGAAUCCUGUGGUGUAAUCCAUCAGGUGGAGGUGACUUAUCUACCUUCCCACCUUUCCAACUUCUGUCCCUACUGCUCCUUCCACCCUACUGCUAGUGUCUUCCACAGUGACUAAAUACUUAUUCAUCUCAUCUGCCAUUUUCUAGUCCCACAUUAUUAUCUCUCCAGCAUCAUUUUCCAGCAUUCCAAUAUCUACUCUUGCCUCUUUAUAUAUCUAAAUGAAAGUUUGGUAUCAUUUUUGAUAUUAUUGGCUUAUGUUCAUAUUUCAUCUUCCCCACCCCCCAUGGUUUUUUUUAGCUGCCUUCUUUGGAUUUAGAAAUUUUGCCGCUCUCAAACUUCCCACUAAUUUUUGUUGUAUUGUAUAUACCCUCUCUUUUGCUUUUGAUGUCUUUGACUUGUCCGCCAUGGUGGUGUCAUCCUGCCUUUAGAAUAGCUUUGGAAAGAUAUCUAUCCUACACGUUCCGAAUUAAUCCCAGAAAUUCCAGGCAUGGCUGCUGCAGAUCUGCUGUUGAGUAUUGACUAUGUGGCCCUGGGUGGAGGGCUCGACUCGUGUUCCAUCUGGAUGAUGGUACCUCUGACAGAUCAUCAGAAUGAGAUGAGGCAUCCAUUAGUCUGGCGAGACCAUGGAUCUGCGCCUGGAAAAUCAGUCUGUGUUGGUGUGGAGGCCCACACGGGAGUGACCGUCCCGGCUGCAGCGACUGCAUUUGAAGGCCCGGUGUUGUCCUGGUGCUGUUGUUACAGCGAGUCAGCUUUUCUUCAGCAGCAAGCCUCAGCUUCUCUUCUCUUUUCAGACCUCUGCGUAGUUCCAGUCUCCAGCGAGAGCGGUCGCUUGCAAUGUCCUCCCACCUCUCGAUGUUCAUCAGCAUGUUACUGGUUAUUUAGUAUUUUUAUUUACUUAGUGGUAUGGACUGUGUGUGUGGGAGGGGGAGAGACCAGAACACGCAGAGAAAACCCACGCACCCCACGAGGAGGACGUACAGAGACUCCUUACAGAAUGGCAAUGGAAUUGAGUGCCGACUCGGAAUGCUCCACCUGUAACACUGUCACGGUCUCCGCUACGACGGCUACUGAGAUGCACUGAAAAGCGAAUCAGGUUUAAUGUCACUUGCGCAUCUUGUGAGAUUUGUUUUGUGGCAGCAGUGCAGUAAAAUACAAAGAUUUAUGUUGUAAAUCAUUAAGACAAGGGUAUAAAAUUAAAUAGUGCAAAAAGCAGACAUUUCCAGGUCCAGCAGCCACAAUGAGGUAGUUUGAGAGAUCAAGUGCUCAUCGUUAGCAUUGGAAAGGCCCGUUCAAGAGUUGUGACAGCUGGACAAUGCUGUCCUUGAGCCUGGGGGUGGCGAGGGUGUUAUUAGAGACACAGGCCCUCCUGGCCCAAUGAGCCAGUGUGGCACAUUUAAACCCACUGGGCAAAUUGGCCUGCUGACCUGUAUGCCUUUGGAAUGUGGGAGGAAACCCUCAUGGUGACAGGGAGAAUGAACAAACAGACAGCAGCAGGAAAUGAACCCCAGUCACUGCCACUAUAAUUGUAUUUGUAUUGUAAUUGCUGCCAUAUUUGUAUUGGGGGGGGGGGGAGAGAGAAAGAGAAAAUGAGGGAUGUCUUCUCUCAUGAUAGGUUUUGUGCUGGAGUGCCUUGGCUGCUAUUUGAACCCAUGAUCUCAUGAGAGAAGAUAGUGGAGCCAGCAGGCACAGGUGUAGGCCCUUGGGCCCAUCGUGUCUAUGCUGACACAUCUACACGUUUUCCAGCACCUGGCCUGUUGCCAGUUCAAGUCAUUGUCCAGUUGCUAUCUAAAUGCAGUGGAAGUAGCUCUUUCCCCCGCCCACUCAGGCUGAGUGAAAGUAUAUAGUGGUUUGGGGGGAAGGGCAGAUAGUCUUUGCUCUGUUUUUCUAAUUGCAGCACGUUUUGUUUCGUUUUCUCUGCCUCUCCCAUUCUCGUCCUUUUAGAUGCUGAGUGAAAGGCCUCUGGCUCUGUGGAUGGUCCAGGCUAACCGAGCCCGUUUGUGUGAACCGGUGGGCACUGCACAGGGAUGGCCUGCUGUGAGCCCUCAGUGAACAGUGACCAGCAGGACUGGGGCUGGAGCCAGGAGCGUGGGGAGCGCACUCUCCUCCUGCCCAGCCCGUCCACCCAGCAGCCAAGGGGCGCAGGGAAGCAGGGAAGGACACCAGCCUAUGCGGCUGUCUUCAUUGUAGUCAAUGCCGCACUGGGCGCAGGCCUGCUCAACUUCCCCUAUGCCUUCUACGUGGCCGGAGGAGUGGUGGCUGGCAUCGUCCUGCAGAUGUGUUUGCUGCUGUUUAUAAUUGCUGGAUUGGUGAUCCUGGCUUACUGUUCACAAGUGAGUGGCAAAGCCACGUACCAGGAGGUGGUGCGGGCGGUCUGUGGACAGAUGGUGGGCACAAUCUGUGACAUCCUGAUCGCUGUCUACACCUUUGGCACCUGCAUUGCAUUCCUCAUCAUCAUCGGCGACCAGCUGGACAAGAUACUUGGGGCAGUGUUGCACACACAUGAAGGGGAUGCUGCUGUCUAUGGCCACUGGUAUAGUAACCGCAAAUUCACCAUCUCGGUCAUCUCCAUUCUCGUCAUCCUACCUCUCUCCAUUCCCAAAGAGAUUGGGUUCCAGAAGUACGCCAGCACCCUAAGUGUGUUGGGGACUUGGUAUGUGACUGUUAUAGUCAUCGUCAAGUACGUGUGGCCAGACCAAGGCGUCGAUACUGGGCACAUUCCCACCCGUCCCUCCUCCUGGAUGAUGGUGCUCAAUGCUGUUCCUACUAUCUGCUUCGGCUUCCAGUGCCACGUGAGCAGUAUCCCAGUGUUCCACAGCAUGGAGAGAUCGUCGAUGCAGCGUUGGAGCAGGGUGGUGACUGCUGCUGUGCUGGUCUGCCUGUUUGUGUACACAGGCACAGGAGUGUGUGGUUUGCUGACCUUUGGCUCCAGGGUGAAUGUCGAUAUCUUGCUGUCGUAUCCGUCGACCGACAUCCCUGUGGCUGUGGCUCGAGCCUCCAUCAUCCUCUGCGUGCUCACUUCCUACCCCAUCCUUCACUUCUGUGGCAGGGCUGUGAUUGAAGGCCUAUGGCUCCGUUACAAGGGAGGGGGCCUGGAGGUGGACAGGUAUCGAGAGAGACGGCGACGUAUACUCCAGACAGUGACCUGGUUUGUGCUGACCCUGAUUCUGGGCCUCUUCAUUCCAGACAUCGGGAAAGUGAUCUCUGUUAUCGGGGGAUUGGCUGCCUGCUUCAUCUUGGUGUUUCCAGGCCUCUGUCUGAUCAAAGUGAAGCUCUGUGAGAUCCAGCAGUUCCACUCUGCCAGCUGGUGGCUUCUGGUGUUGUUUGGGAUCUUCAUGGUGUGCCUGGGAGCUUUCAUCUUUGGACACAGCACCAUGAGCUCCAUCUACCAGAUUCAACACAAGUGACUGCUCUUUCCACCUCCACCUUGUCCCCCCCAUGAAAUCCAGCUGCCACAUCAGUCCAGUCCAACAGGAGCUGGACAUGUCUAAUGUUUCCAGGCGUUCUUGGAGCUGUGGAGCGACUGGAUUUGCCUUCGCUGUGGAUUCUGCAGUAACUGGUCUUCAAAGUGAGAGUUCCCUUUGGUUCGACACAGUUUUUCUUCCUCAUUUGGCAUCUGCGAGCCUCCUCGCUGUAUGGAUUACACCACUGUGGCUUCGUCUGCACUCAGGUUUCUGCCAGAGGGGGCCACCAUUUCCAGGGGUGGAACGCAAAUCCAGCCGGGUGUGUCGGAGACUUUAGGAUAAAGCCAGAAUGAUGAGGGAGGGUUUGUUCAUUCAAUCACUGGCACCUUGAAACUCACCUCGGUGCUUUUCAGUAGAGGGGAUUCUGUUAGAACUGCCCUGACCACUAAAACUAUGCACGAGUGUAUGAGUCAAUUGUCAUUAAUACACUAAUUAGAUGAUCACCUUCCCUGGAGCCCACUACCAAUGUCUCACUAGUCCACGUGCACAGAGUCCCACCCCUAGCCAACCCAUUUACCUGUGCUGCCAUGGCAACGUACACCGACCCACCUCCAGCCAUCCCAUUUCCCUGUGCUGCUAUGGCAACGUACACCAACCCACCUCCAGCCAACCCAUUUACCUGUGCUGCUAUGGCAUCGUACACCGACCCACCUCCAGCCAUCCCAUUUACCUGUGCUGCUAUGGCAACGUACACCGACCCACCAUCAGCCAACCCAUUUACCUGUGCUGCUAUGGCAAUGUACACCGACCCAUCUCCAGCCAACC